CAAGAGUAAUGUGGCUCAGCGCGUUACUUGGCUCAAGACUCAAGGGGUUUCAUAACAUCACGACUUGCGCAUCCAUAGGCCUCUAACCUCUGCUCUCCACACCUGUCGUUCACUUCAUCCCACGUUCACACUCGGUUCCACUACGUCGCUCGCUCAACCCGCUGCCUGAGGCACGUCCACCUCGCAUGUCAAACUUCGAACCCUAAACUCCAUUUUUGUGAUACCCGGGCAAUCCGCAAUGAAGCCGUCCACACUUCUAUACACGGCGAUGGGCCUGCUGUCGCCCAUCGCCACCUACGCUAUCGAGCUGAACCCUGAUGAUCCAGAAUCCAUCAAGAGCGCGACUAAGAUUGUUGCUGCUGGUAUGAGGGAUUGGUAUACUGGAGACAGAGUCGGCGACACACCUGGAAAUUUACCAGACCCUUACUACUGGUGGUUAUGUGGCGCCAUGUUCGGCUCUUUGAUCGACUAUUGGUAUUACACAGGUGACGACCAAUAUAAUGCUAUUACACAACAGGCAAUCGUGCACCAAAUCGGCCAGCCAAAGGCGUUCAUGCCACCAAAUCAAACAAGCACGCUUGGAAACGACGAUCAAGCAUUCUGGGGAAUGACGGCCAUGUCAGCGGCGGAGAACAAGCUACCAGACGUGGAAGGGGAGAUGUCUUGGUUGUCGCUCGCUAUCGCCGUCUUCAACACACAGGUCCCGCGAUGGAAUUCUAGGACAUGCGGCGGAGGUCUUAAUUGGCAGAUCUUCAGUUUCAAUAACGGAUUUGAUUACAAAAACACGAUCUCGAACGGCGCAUUCUUCAACAUCGCGGCAAGGUUGGCGAAAUACACGGGCAACAGCACAUAUGCUGAGUGGGCCGUCAGGGCGUACGAAUGGGAGCAAAGCGUCGGACUUAUCAGCCCGGACUUCCACUUCUUCGAUGGUACCAGUGAACGCCAAAAUUGCUCAGAGGUCAACCACCUUCAGUGGACCUACAAUGCAGGCAUCCACAUGUCUGGCGUCGCGGCGUUGUGGAAUAUGACAGAAGCGGCAGGAGACACCGCUGCAGCGACGCUUUGGCGUAGCCGCCUACAGGGCAUCAUCAACGGCACAGACAUAUUUUAUACUGCCGAAGGUGCUCCAAACGUAAUGAUCGAAAUAGCCUGCGAACGGAACGGAUUGUGCGAUCACGACCAGCGCUCCUUCAAAGCGUACCUAUCGCGCUGGAUGGGCUUUACCAUGCUCACCGCGCCAUGGACCCGCGAGUCAAUCAUGCCUCGACUCCGCACUUCCGCUGUCGCUGCGGCCAAGCAGUGCGGACCUGGCAAGGGCGGAUGUGGAUUGCGCUGGUGGCGGGGCGGCGUCAACGAUGGCGAAGUUGGUGUCGGAGAGCAAAUGAGCGCGCUCGAGGUGAUGCAGAAUCUGCUCGUUGAUCAGGUUGCGGGGCCAGUAAGCGAGCAGACUGGUGGCAUCAGCAAGAACGAUCCUACAGCGGGUAGUGAUGCGGGAGGCUUGGUGAUCGAGCAUGACGCCGUUACCACUGGGGACCGGGCCGGUGCUGGCAUCCUAACUGCGCUAGUACUUGCAUUCCUAUUCGGUGGAGGUUGGUGGUUGAUCACUGGAGAGUAGGGCUGUUCCCCUAUAUCUUUCUCUUUCUUCUUCAAUACAGAAUUAUCCGCGGCGUCCGUCGCGACGAAAUUUACACCCUUUUGUCCCCAUUUCAUUCUUAGUCUCCGUCCGCGGCCUCCUACACGAGCCAGAAGGCCAAUCUGCGUUCGUCGGCCGAAAGCUCCGGCCUAGCGUCCGUCUGGAGCAGGCAUCACAAGCAGUCAGCCCAGCGCUCUGCCUUGAGUGCACGAUCACUACGCGAGCAGUUUGUAAACCGUGUCCCC
Molecule: messenger RNA, 1878 nt
Organism: Boeremia exigua
Lineage: Eukaryota; Fungi; Ascomycota; Dothideomycetes; Pleosporales; Didymellaceae
Product: mannan endo-1,6-alpha-mannosidase DCW1 precursor
Exons: 3
Coding region: 239-1615 (458 amino acids)
Biological process (GO): fungal-type cell wall biogenesis; carbohydrate catabolic process
Molecular function (GO): mannan endo-1,6-alpha-mannosidase activity
Source: RefSeq, a predicted model, not a curated record